AUGGUUCUGGAUAAAAGGCUUAUCGAGAGAAGCCUUUCUGUGAAAGAAGUGGCGUUUCUGGCUGAACAAGAACCAAUUUCAAUUCUUCCAAGGUACACAAUGAACGGCAUCAAGCUUAUUGGGCGAGAUAUGAAGAAGCUAAAGCCUUUACAAAAAACAGACGUGCCGUUAUGGAUUGCACUAUUAUUAAAAAAGCAGCACAAAUGUAACAUAGUAAUCCCCCCAUGGCUGAGUGUCCCAUAUUUGAAGAACAAACACGCUGAAGAACAGAGGUUAAAAGACCGAGUCACAGAUCUUCCUUGGCAUUGGAUACCUACGGCCAAACUUCUUUUGGAGGCCUGCCCUGACGACUUUAUUGACUCUCCACAUGAGAUUAGGUCAUUAAUACAAGACUUGCGAGAAGUUCGAUUGUUGAAAACACGGCAAGGUUUCACUCAGAUAGACGAUGAUUAUUUGGAGCUUACUGGUUUAAGUUUAAUGGAAAUCAACGAAAUAAGGCCCUUCUUAUUACAAACUAUGGAUAAGCUACAUGACCUAAAGAAAGUCUCAGCAGAGGAAGAUGUAAACAAUGCCGAAAAGGGGGAUUAUUCCAGACACAACUCGAAUCAUGAAAACCUAAAUGAAAAUUACAAUCAUAACAUUAACAUUAAUAGCAGCUUCCAGGGAAAUGGCAGCCGGUAUGACUCGUCAGAUGUAGACGAAGAGCUUUCUCACAAUGUUUCUGCAAAUGAUGCUACUCUUGUGGAGCAACAACCUGCACCAAUGCCUGCUACGAAAAGACAAAGAGUUGGACCUCGGGCAAACACAAGCACAGAAGCCCAUACAAACAACAUGGCUUCAGAUUCAGAUUCAGAUUCAGAUGUAGAAUAUAGGCGCUAA
This is a messenger RNA of Pichia kudriavzevii, 879 nucleotides long. RefSeq lists its product as uncharacterized. The record is from RefSeq and is a predicted model, not a curated record. Lineage: Eukaryota; Fungi; Ascomycota; Pichiomycetes; Pichiales; Pichiaceae. Gene Ontology annotation, biological process: DNA replication; double-strand break repair via break-induced replication. Gene Ontology annotation, cellular component: nucleus; GINS complex. The transcript has a single exon. The coding region runs from base 1 to 879 and encodes 292 amino acids.